AUGUCCGUUUGGUGUAGUCUAAAAGCUAUCCCGGAGGAGUUAAGACUGGAUACUACCUUGAAGUGCGGUCAGUCUUUUCGGUGGAAAUUAUCGGGAGAAAACGAAUGGUCUUGUGCUUUCAAGGGGAAAUUGAUUACCCUAAGACAAACAGCGACAGGUGUAGAAUAUCGAACAUACUUUCACUCCGAUUUUCAAACAUCUUCUCAAGACAAAAUAACCGUUGAGAAACAACGUCAACGAGAGAUCGACCAAGAGUAUAAAGAAAUUCACGAAUUCCUCGUGGACUACUUUCAAUUGCACGUCAAUUUACGAGAACGAUAUGACCAGUGGAGCUUGAUGGAUAAACAUUUUGCAAGAAUAGCAAAUCAAUUUCCGGGCAUUCGAAUAUUAAGGCAAGAUCCAGUGGAAAACGUGAUUUGUUUCAUUUGCUCGACAAACAACAAUAUCGCGAGAAUAUCGCAAAUGAUCGAAAAACUAUGCAGAAAAUACGGUCAGAAGGUGUAUACUUUAGACGGACAAGAAUACUUUGAUUUUCCAACGCUCGACAAGCUCGUGUCACCAAAAGUUGAAGAAGAACUUCAACAACUCGGAUUCGGAUAUCGCGCAAGGUACAUUGCGCAAACGGCAAGAAUAUUGAAGGAAAAAUACCCGGACGGGGAACAAUGGUUACAUUCAUUACGGAAAUUGGAAUAUAAAGACGCUCGUGCGGCCUUAUUGCAACUGACGGGCGUUGGACCUAAAGUUGCAGACUGUGUGUGUUUAAUGUCAUUGGACAAAAAUGACGCCAUACCGGUGGACACACACGUUUGGCAAAUUGCUAAACGAGAAUAUGGAUUUGGAGGCAAGGGAGAAACACGUAAUAUGAAAACCUUAACAAGUCGCUUGUACGAAGCCGUCGGAGAUCACUUUCGAAAAUUGUUUGGUGAUUAUAGCGGAUGGGCGCACUCGGUACUAUUUACAGCCGAUCUUAAGGCAUUUGAGGAUAGGCAGAACAACUUGGGAAAGCUUAAACCGACAACUUUGACAAGCGAAUUGACGAUUAAUAACAAAAGAAGACGCCUCUGA
This is a messenger RNA of Acaulospora morrowiae, 1065 nucleotides long. Lineage: Eukaryota; Fungi; Glomeromycota; Glomeromycetes; Diversisporales; Acaulosporaceae. The record is from the annotation of a GenBank genome assembly.